This is a messenger RNA of Gorilla gorilla gorilla (western lowland gorilla), 1976 nucleotides long. It is a transcript of the gene PMM1, whose product is annotated as phosphomannomutase 1. Gene Ontology annotation, cellular component: cytosol. Gene Ontology annotation, biological process: protein N-linked glycosylation; GDP-mannose biosynthetic process; mannose metabolic process. The transcript is spliced from 5 exons. Bases 612 to 1310 code for a protein of 232 amino acids. Gene Ontology annotation, molecular function: phosphomannomutase activity. The record is from RefSeq and is a predicted model, not a curated record. Lineage: Eukaryota; Metazoa; Chordata; Mammalia; Primates; Hominidae.
UCUCUAUGUUGGUCAGGCUGGUCUCGAACUCCCGACCUCCGGUGAUCCGCCCGCCUCGACGUCCCAAACUGCUGGGAUUACAGGCGUGAACCACCGCGCCCGGCUCAGGAGAUUUCCUACAGCUCAAAAUUUGUAAGGCAAAGAGAUGGCAACAAACCUUGUGAGAGUGGAGAGCGACCUCGGCUCUCUUAGUCCCGCCUGGCCCACUAGACACUGCACUGCAUGGUAGAGGCCCCGCCCGACCCAGCCCCUUAAUCGGCCUGUUGCAAUCACUAUCAACCCGCCAAUUCUGGCCCCGCCCCUGUCUUCCGGGUUCUCUCACUUCCUGCCGGUCCCAGGCUCAGGCCCCUCCUCCGUCUUGUUUGGAGCAAUCCAAUCGAACCUGGAGGGCUCCGCUCCGCCCUAUGCCGCGCUCCCCUCCUCCAGGAGCAAUCAGAAUCAGCUCAGGCCCCGCCCCCGCUUCCGCCCGCCUAGACCACGCCCCUUCGUUUGGCCAAUCAGGCAGUCCACUUGCCCCCGCCCCUUAAUGCCCCGCCCCCGUCAGCACUUAUCCCUGAGCUGCUUCUGCCGUUGCAUCUUCAGGACUCCGCCCCGCGCGCAGACGUGCAGCCAUGGCAGUCACCGCCCAGGCAGCCCGCAGGAAGGAGCGCGUCCUCUGCCUGUUUGACGUGGACGGGACCCUCACGCCGGCUCGCCAGUCAUUGAGAAGUUUGAUUAUGUGUUUGCCGAGAACGGGACGGUGCAGUAUAAGCACGGACGACUGCUCUCCAAGCAGUGGAACCUUCAUCGAGUUCCGGAAUGGCAUGCUGAACAUCUCGCCCAUCGGCCGGAGCUGCACCCUGGAGGAGAGGAUCGAGUUCUCCGAACUGGACAAGAAAGAGAAGAUCCGGGAGAAGUUCGUGGAAGCCCUGAAAACAGAGUUUGCUGGCAAAGGGCUGAGGUUCUCUCGAGGAGGCAUGAUCAGCUUUGACGUCUUCCCCGAGGGCUGGGACAAGCGCUACUGCCUGGAUAGCCUGGACCAGGACAGCUUCGACACCAUCCACUUCUUUGGGAACGAGACCAGCCCUGUGAGUGUGGCCCACCCCAGGUUUCCCCCAACGCAGUGGACAGUGAGAAGCCAGGUCUGGUGGCUUCUCCAACGCACAUCACCUGAGGUCAAGGCCAGAACAUGGGGCAACACAACAGACCUCUUGGGGGGCUCCUGGAGAACAACCAUUGCUCACCAGCCCUGUUACACAGAUUGGAAAGCUGGGGCCCCAAGAGGGCUGGGCACUUGUUCUACAUCACACAGCAAGUCAGGGCAGGUCUGACAAAGGGUGAGAAGGUGGGCUUCCUGGCAGUUCUGAAGGGGCAAGAGGAGGGGCAGGUCCAUAGCAGCCAAUGUGGAGAGGGACUCCACCUAAAUAUCCCUCCUCUGCCCGUCCUCUGUGUGCAGGGUGGGAACGACUUUGAGAUCUUUGCCGACCCCCGGACUGUUGGCCACAGCGUGGUGUCUCCUCAGGACACGGUGCAGCGAUGCCGGGAGAUUUUCUUCCCAGAGACAGCCCAUGAGGCGUGACCGGGGCCCACAUCUGUGUGUGGUGACUUCUGAAGAGUUUGGCCUAGGCCUAAAGAGAGGUCCUGGUGUUGGAUAGAUGCCAGGGCCCCUCCUCUGGCCCAGGACGCCUGCUGCAAGCCCACCCAGAUGGGGCCAGAGUCUGUGUGGACAACCGUCCCCAGCCAGUCUGCUCUUAGUGGCACUGGCUUCGUCCUCCCAGGGCCCAGAGUGUUCCCUGUGCUCCACCUGGUGGCCCAGGCCACAGCUGCUGCUUGUAUUUCGGUACAGAAGAGGUUUCUUUCUGCACCAGGAGGAGGCGUGCGCAAGUGUCGGUAUGAGAUCUAGCCUGCCCUGCCUGCCUGCCCUGGGCGAUGAGGUACAGUGGGGAAGGUGGCUAUUUUAGAGAACUUUGUCACAGUAUUAAAGUUCCCAGAACAAA